Molecule: messenger RNA, 1054 nt
Organism: Heteronotia binoei (common prickly gecko)
Lineage: Eukaryota; Metazoa; Chordata; Lepidosauria; Squamata; Gekkonidae
Product: leukotriene B4 receptor 1-like
Exons: 1
Coding region: 41-1054 (337 amino acids)
Biological process (GO): G protein-coupled receptor signaling pathway
Cellular component (GO): membrane
Molecular function (GO): G protein-coupled receptor activity
Source: RefSeq, a predicted model, not a curated record
UUGUUUACUUGCAAAAGCUGAGCCCUGCACGAGAAGCCACAUGGACCUCUACAAUGCCUCAGAGCCGGAAGGGAACAAUACAGGGACAGGGGAAACUCAUGAGUCUAUCUCUGUGCUUCCAAGCCUGUUUCUCUUUGCUUGCUUCUUGGUUGGUUUCCCAGGGAAUGGCUUUGUGGUCUGGACUAUUGUUACCAAGUUCUCCCAACGCUCUUUGACCCUUCUCCUCAUUCUGAACUUGGCCAUCACAGACUUGAUUGUCAUGAGCACCGUACCCUUCUGGAUUUACUCUUUCCUCUACGGCUGGGUCUUCGGAGACAUUUUCUGCAGGCUGCUCAAGUUCUUUGUCUACCUGACCGUUUAUGCCAGCAUCUUCCUCAUCACAGUGAUGAGCUUCCAUCGUUUUGCCGCCGUGAUCUUCCCAUUUCACUCCCAAAAGUUUGGGCGGCCACGUGUGGCACACUGUGCAUUGCUGCUGCUCUGGGUGUUCGCUUGCCUCUUCGGAAGCCCAAUUCUGAUUGCAUCCUCCAAGCCCAAGAAGGAAGGCGUGUGCGCGGACGAAAUGUACUAUACCGAUCAGACGCGAGUGACGGUGAACUUUGUGGAGACCUUGUUUGGCUUUGUGAUCCCUUUCACUGUGAUGGCUGUCUGCUACGCCUGCAUCCUGAAGAGGCUACAGAUGCUGAAGAACCACAAGAAAAUGAAGACAGGGAAACUGAUUGCAGCGGUGGUCAUUGCUUUCUUUGUGUGUUGGCUCCCUUAUCACGUCUUUAACAUCCUCAUCAGCAUCGCUGUGCUGCUGAAAGAGGGACACCCGGAGACGGCAGAGAACUUGCUCCAGGUGACCAAAGCGGCAAUGAACAUUCACGGGGCUAUCGCCUUUGUAAGCAGCUGCCUGAACCCAAUCUUGUACGCUUUCGCUGCACGGAGUUUCCGUGGAGGGCUACGGGAGAGCAAUUUUGCCAAGUUGUUUGCCAAAAUUCAUGAAGACUCAGAAGAACAAUCUGCCGGGGAGAAAUUUACAGGGGACAGUGGUCUUUCAAUGGAGAAGCUAUAA